Messenger RNA from Tarenaya hassleriana, 2221 nucleotides. RefSeq names its product probable galacturonosyltransferase 15. Gene Ontology annotation, molecular function: polygalacturonate 4-alpha-galacturonosyltransferase activity. The record is from RefSeq and is a predicted model, not a curated record. Lineage: Eukaryota; Viridiplantae; Streptophyta; Magnoliopsida; Brassicales; Cleomaceae. The transcript is spliced from 6 exons. The coding region runs from base 357 to 1967 and encodes 536 amino acids.
AUUCGUUUACGUUGGUGAAUAUCUCGACCUUUCUUUUUUCUCUGGUUUAUUUGGAAAUCCCUCUUGUAUUUGAAUGUAUUCUUAUUCCUUCAUACAGAUCGAUCCCCGUCUCUGUUUGCUCAUCGAAGUUUCCAAUGUUCAUCGAUCGUCUUCAAACGUGGACGUGUUUGUUUGCAUCUUCGAUCUCCGAUCACUGAGGUAGGAUCGAUUCGUGUAGUGUUUUUUUUUUCCAGUGAGUGCGGAAGUGAAGCAGCACCAGCAGCCAGGUCGGAGAUCUGGAAAAGGGUUCAUAUCGGAGUGUUUGGACCGAUGGAACUUGAGGGAAAUUGAGGGAAAGUGUGAGAAAGUGUGAGAAUAUGAAGUUUUACAUAUCGGCGACGGCGAUUAAGAAAGUCACUAUACCGAGUCCCGGCGCAGGAUUCGGAAAGGGGGGAGGCGGAGGAGUGGCGGUGGCGACCGGGAUGAGGAGGUUUCCUAGUCGCACGGCUUUGCUGGUGCUCCUACUGCUUCUCGCCGUCGUGCUCCCUUUUCUUUUGGUCAGGAUCGCGUUUCUCGUCCUCGAAUCUGCCUCUGCUUGCGAUUCUCCUCUCGAUUGCAUGGGAUGGAGACUCUUCCGUGGAGGCGACGCAUCUCUAAAAGUCGGGGAGGAGCUGAUUCGAGCGCUUGUGGAAGAAACAGAUAAUGACGGUAAGAGAAGUGGAAAUGAGGGUUCGUUGGAGUCAUUCAAUGACCUUGUCAAGGAGAUGACGUCAAAACGCCGCGAUAUUAGGGCCUUUGCUUCCGUCACUAAGAAAAUGCUGAUGGAGAUGGAACGCAAAGUUCAAUCAUCAAAACAGCAUGAGAUGAUUUACUGGCACUUAGCCUCGCACGGUGUUCCCAAGAGCCUACACUGCCUCACCCUCAGACUAACUGAAGAGUACUCUAUAAAUUCAAUGGCUCGUGCUCGUUUCCCUCCACCAGAAUUCGUCUCUCGCCUCACUGAUCCAUCCUUUCACCAUGUUGUUAUGUUGACCGAUAACGUUCUUGCUGCCUCCGUUGUCAUCUCUUCUACCAUAAAAAAUGCUGUAAAUCCCGAGAAGUUUGUCUUUCAUAUUGUCACCGAUAAGAAAACUUAUACUCCGAUGCACGCUUGGUUUGCCAUCAACUCUGUUUCAUCACCGGUUGUUGAAGUGAAGGGACUUCAUCAGUUUGAUUGGCCUCAGGAGGUGAAUUUGAGAGUGAAAGAGAUGCUAGAGAUUCAUCGCUUGAUUUGGAGACGGCAUUACAGAAACUUGAAAGAAGUUGGCUUCGGUUCCAUUGAUGGCCAUAAGCAAUCCUUACAAGCUCUAAGCCCUGGUUGCCUCUCCCUUUUGAACCAUCUUCGCAUAUACAUUCCCAAGCUCUUUCCAGAUCUCAACAAGAUAGUGUUGUUGGAUGAUGAUGUAGUAGUACAACGAGACAUUUCAUCUUUGUGGGAAACGGAUCUCAACGGUAAAGUUGUUGGUGCAGUUUUCGGCUCGUGGUGCGGAGAAAACUGCUGCCCAGGAAGAAAGUACAAAGACUAUUUCAACUUCUCGCAUCCACUCAUAUCGUCAAGCUUCUAUCCAAAUCACUGCGCAUGGCUUUCGGGCAUGAAUGUCUUCGAUCUCCAAGCCUGGAGGCAAACCAAUAUCACAGAAGCAUACUUCACGUCAUUAAGGCUUAGCCUGAGUUCCGGUCUGGAAAUGUGGAAACCAGGAGCUCUACCACCGGCAUUACUCGCUUUCAAAGAUCAGGUACACGGUCUGGACCCAUCAUGGCACGUGGCUGGACUGGGAUCCCGAUCCAUGGAAGCCCCUAAAGAGGUUAUAGAAGCUGCAGCCGUGGUGCAUUUCAGCAACCCUGCAAAGCCAUGGUUCGAGAUCGGUAACCCGGAGGUAAGACCCCUCUGGUUCCGACAUGUAAAUUCAUCUGACAGAUUCAUCAGAAAGUGCAAGGUCCUCAGCUAAUGAGCGUUAAAAAGGCAAAGGCCCCCCCUCUCUAUAGGAACAAGGAAGAAACGGAGAAAAAUGGCAAAAGAAGAAAAGCCGAGAAAGUCUCUGUGGUGUGAGAACGAAGGGAAGAAGUUUCGGCCUUCAGCCUCCUCUCAUACUCCAUGUCCAUACACUUAGAGAAACUACACACACAUACAUAUAUACACACAUAUGUACACACUUCUUCAUUAUUAACCCAAAAUCUGAAGAGGAGGCUUUAUAUUUGGACA